Alternaria burnsii is the source of this 1041-nucleotide messenger RNA. RefSeq lists its product as uncharacterized. NCBI's taxonomy places the organism in Eukaryota, Fungi, Ascomycota, Dothideomycetes, Pleosporales, Pleosporaceae. The record is from RefSeq and is a predicted model, not a curated record. Bases 1 to 1041 code for a protein of 346 amino acids. The transcript has a single exon.
AUGUCGACAAACAAUCCAUGGAGGGACAGUCCAUGGCGCAACCCCGCGAUUGUUUUUGAGGACCUGCCAGAGUCGCUCAUCCUUGAAGACCUAAAACGAUCGUGGCACUUUCAAAGAGAGGCACACUUCCGCUGGAUGCAAAAGGUGAUUUGGACUACGAUUGACUGCUAUCGCGUUGUCCUCCGUGACGUCGAAGGCAUAGUAGGUGACAUAGCAAAGGAGAUGUGCAAUAAGCCUACAGCUUUCUAUUGGCUUCAGUCUGCGCAGAAGGGUGCACCUGAUGCGCCCGAGAAGUCUAAUAUGGCUGGUAUGAUCUUUGCAGCUAUAUACGAAGAAUGGCAUCGAAGCUCUGUUGGGUCAAACAUCGAGUUUGGCCAUUUCUUCGCAGCACCCGUUCGAAUCACAGCUACCGGCCCAUCGAGCCUACCACAGAUUUUGGAGGCACAUUCGUCGCUUUGUGCUCAAGCACAGCACAUCUCUUCGAGUACGGAUAACUAUUCGGUGCAUCCUCUUCUUCCUGCCGUCAUCCUUGUAUGCGACCGACGUGACUAUAGGGUUGAACGACGAGACGGUUGCUUCAGUCUUCGCAAAGUGGCGAGGACGCAGACUAUCCUGGUCAUUCUUACCGGAACAAGUCAAAUCAACACCGAUGUUCACGUUACCCUGGAUCGUCUCGAACAAUUCGCUUUGCCCAUCGAAAGAGCCGAUGCCGCUGGCCUUAAUGUCCUGCGAGUGCCCUUGGAUAUUGCUGUCAGUUUUGUCGUUGAGUUGGAGGGUAGGAUCGACGAGCAAAGGAAAUCCGACAUUCAAACCUUAGACACGAGUCUCUGUUGUCACGCUACACCUGUCGGGUACAAUCGUGACAUCACGCAUAAUCCAGACAUAUGGGCUGAGACGAUGCAAGCAGAGGCAAUGAAAAUUGGGUUCAAAAAGUUGGAGGAUACGAAACAUGCUGCCGUACGCGUCUAUGCACACCUUUGCGGACAAGAUUCAGAUUGCGAGCUAGAACACAUACCCUUCAGCCAUGGGUGGGAACCCUGA